Durusdinium trenchii is the source of this 1093-nucleotide messenger RNA. Lineage: Eukaryota; Dinophyceae; Suessiales; Symbiodiniaceae. The record is from the annotation of a GenBank genome assembly.
UUCUGCCUACCCAUUAUUUCUUGGACCAUGUUUCUUUGCUAGACUCAUCGGACGAUUGCUUCACGGGUGGCCAUGGCGGCGAAUGACUGGGGAAGCCUGAUUGCAGAAGAGGUGCAGGAACUCUGCAAUCGAGAAGACUUAGGCUCAGCUCCAGUUUGCCAAGAAGAGCCUUCAGGUAGUACAGUUGAGCAUCCAGACGCAGAGGAUGCGGGCUCAGCUGAGGAAGGUGCUCUGGCCGAGCUGCGGCGCUUGGCUGCCAAGCCUCUGUCCAAUCCGUAUGUUGGGCUGAAGCCUUGCCCAUCUGGAGGGUAUGAAUUUCGAGAAAAGCAUUCCACAAAGUUUCCCCAGAUUGAGCUGCAAGAAGGUGAAACUGAUCUUCAAGCUGCAUACAGAGUUGCUGCAGAGUGCCGUCAAAAAGGCCUCGAUGCAUUCCAGGAUGGAACAAAAUUCGUGGCAGCGCAGGACGCCGUUGAUUCCUGGGGUCAGGGUAUCCUGGCCCUGCAUCGCUUGAGGAAUUUGAGCGCUCGGGCGGUGUCCGAAAGCGAUCAAAAGGCGCUGCAGCUCCUUCAGGGCAGCCAACCAGUGCAAUCAGUGAACGCGUUGGAGCUGGUCCUAAGACUCAACAUUGCUCAAGCCUUGAUCAAGCUCCGGCAACAUGAGAGUGCUCUCUCCCAUUGUCAGGCUGCCUUAGACUUGGAUCCCAAAAAUAUGAAGGCCUUAUGGCGAAAAGCCAAGACCCUGUGGGCCUUGCGCUGCCCGGGUGAAGCGAAAGACGCCUUGGAGGACUUUUUGAAAGUGGAUCCGGGGAACCCUGCAGCUCGGGCGAUGCUCUUGGAGAUUGAGACUGAGGAAUUGAAGCGCAAAGCGAAGCGCGUGGGUCCCAAGUUCGCCUUGGAUGCCAAGAAGGCGCCCCGAAGCGAUCGAACUGCUACAGAGGCGAACGAUCCCGCCGGAAGUGUGGAGUCUCGAAUCUUAUUUUGCUGCAGAAGAAAGCGAAAACAGAUGUAAAUAGCAUGGUCUCAGCUUGUGUGUGUUCGCCUGAAAGAGAAGGCGGAAGCACGACAACCUGAAGCUCAAAAAGGUGUUACACGAG